CGCAGAUCUCAAGGGCAUGAAAGUGGGCAUGAUAAAAGAAGGAUUCGCCAAGUGUGACAGCGUUGUCGAGUCCACCAUUCGUUGUGCCAUGCAAAAUUUUGAGGAAGCCGGUGCCACAGUGGAGGAGACUAGCAUCGGUAUGCAUAUCACCGGUGAACGCUUUGUGGUACCUAUCUUACAUGAAGGCACUUAUGAAACCAUUGUGAAUCUAACAUCUAUUUUUGGGUUUCCUGGAAUUUACCCAACUGCCAUGGAACAGGCCGCGGCUCGCGGAAUGAGGACACACCUCAAUGAUGUAUCUCAUACGCUCAAGGGAGUGACCUUGGUCGGAGCAUACACCAAACGGCGUUACAACCACGUCCACUAUGCUAAAGCCAUGAACUGCGCACGACUGCUGCGGAAGGCCUAUGACGACGCUCUUGCCAAGUAUGACGUACUCGUCCUGCCCACUAUGCCUUUUUUGCCAACAAAGCUGCUAGAAAAAGGAUGCAGCGUCAAAGAAACUUUAAAACAAGUCCAAGAGAUGCUUAUUGGCAAACCACAGUUCAAUAUCACACACCACCCAGCCCUUAGCAUUAACGCUGGCUUUGCAAAUGGGCUUCCGGUUGGCCUAAUGAUUGUCGGGAAGCAUUUCGAUGAGGUCACAGUGCUCAAGGCUGCGUACGGCUUCGAGAAAAAGCGAGAUGAGAAGUGAUGGCGGUGUUCUCUCAAGCUCUUUUAAGUUUGUGGAUUGUAACGUUUACAACAGUUAUAGAUAUUCCCCUCAGUAAAAAGACAGUUUGAAAUGCUCAUACAUUUGCAUAUUAAAUCGAGGGUAUUGGGGAUCUGGUCUGAUCUGCUUACAGGCAAUUCAAGUAUAUGAAAAUGGGUCAUGUACCUCUCUCGCGGCUUUUACGCGGGC
Messenger RNA from Lingula anatina, 901 nucleotides. RefSeq lists its product as uncharacterized. Gene Ontology annotation, molecular function: catalytic activity. Lineage: Eukaryota; Metazoa; Brachiopoda; Lingulata; Lingulida; Lingulidae. The record is from RefSeq and is a predicted model, not a curated record.